Oppiella nova is the source of this 773-nucleotide messenger RNA. The record is from the annotation of a GenBank genome assembly. NCBI's taxonomy places the organism in Eukaryota, Metazoa, Arthropoda, Arachnida, Sarcoptiformes, Oppiidae.
UUUGAUUUGAAAACAAACAUAAUUUUGACAAUAAAUGACAAAAUCAUUAAUCGUUUCAUAGUUUCCCCGAAAACAUAGCAAUGCUUUCGACAAUCAAUUCAUUGAAACACGUAUUGAGACAACACUUCAGCAGUCAUUGGAAAUGCUUGUCAUCCAUGAGUUCAUCACAAACUCCAGAAAUGGGAUCCGUCUUCGGGAAGGAGCGAGACUUCGAGGACCUGACUGUCGACACAUUCAAAGAGUUGGUCACCGAUGACACCGUCAGAGACAAGAUUGAGACCAUUUUGAGUGAAUACGAGUACGAGAAGUACACGACUCUUCAGGUGCCGACCACUAUCACCACCACUCAGAUGAAGGACUUGUUGUGUUUGAGUGAUUCACUCGAGAGGAAGAGAUGGCUGACAUAUCUCUGCAAACGACAGAAAGCCAGACAUAAGUCCAAUGAGAAGCGGAAGAAUAACUCAAUGGAUUACUUGACGCGAUUGCAGCAGAAGUACAGUGAAGACAAACCACGAACUGGUCUCUGGGAUAAUGACCAUCAGUUGGUGUACGGCUUAUGGCAUAACACGCUGUUCACGAAAAUACCCGCAAAUCACAUAAAACGGCAUUACAUCCAUCGACUCAGAAAUGCGGCCCUUUUUGGUCAGAAAGUGGUGAUAGACCUGGACUUCGAUGACUGCAUGCGGUUGUCUGAGACACGACUGUUGGCACAACAGAUCCAUUUGCUCUAUAACUUCAAUCGCUACCAAAGCCGAGAGCCCUUUGACCUGCAC